This is a messenger RNA of Aspergillus fijiensis CBS 313.89, 1818 nucleotides long. RefSeq names its product LysM peptidoglycan-binding domain-containing protein. The coding region runs from base 1 to 1818 and encodes 605 amino acids. The record is from RefSeq and is a predicted model, not a curated record. The transcript is spliced from 5 exons. Lineage: Eukaryota; Fungi; Ascomycota; Eurotiomycetes; Eurotiales; Aspergillaceae.
AUGACCUCCUUUCAUCUCCUGCUGGCAUUUCUGCUGGCUCUUGUGGCAGGUAGUAAGGCCACUAUGACCCCACCGGCCAACACCACGAGCCUCUCCACUGGAUCCACCUACAGUGCGCGCGUGCCUAUCACUUCAGACAUCAUGCCGACUAUGCCUCUUACCCCUAGCUCGAUUGAUACUGCCGGGCCUCCGAGCAAGACACCGCCAGGCCAACCGGUUUCAUGCAAUCGUUGGUACCGUGUCAAGCCGGGCGACUCUUGCCAAAUAAUCUCGGAGCGUUCUGGUGCCUCCCUUUCCCUAGAUCAGCUAUUGGCUUGGAAUCCUGAACUGAAAAAAGACUGCGAGCAUCCUCUGAUCGACUACUGGGUCUGCGUGGGAAUUCCAGGCGGCUCUGGUAUGACUCUGGUCUAUCCCACUGGCUCGUCGAACGUUUCCAUUCCUCCAUACGCGUCCUGGACUCCGACCCCAACUCGAAACAUUACCUUCGAGCCAGUUGUCCCUGCCCCGACGCAAGCUGGUUUAGUCUCGAGCUGUCAGUCCUUCUACAAGGCUGCUCCGAAUGAUACGUGCGAUAACAUUCUACUCAAACACGGUCUAUUGAAUAAGAAGCUUCUUCAUCAGUGGAACCCAGCUCUCAAGGAUGACUGUUCCGGUUUGAGGCCUGGGUAUUACUACUGCAUCGCUGCCUAUGACAACCUCCCACUUCCUUCCCAUGUUACCACUCCGCCCCAUCCAACGCCGCAGGGCACAGCGAAGAAUUGCACCGCCUGGUACCAGGCUGACAAGGAAGAUACUUGCAGCUUGAUUGUGACUAUGUUUGGUACAUUCUCGCGAGAGCAGUUCGUGUCUUGGAAUCCUAAUCUUGGAAGGGAGUGUCUUAAACUUACCCCUGGAUAUUAUUACUGUGUCGGUGAUGCAUCCACCCCCUCAACUCGCACUGCCAAACUUCCUGCACCAACCGAUUUCCCCACCACCUAUCCUCAUCAACCUCGAGUAACCCGUGAUUGUAACAAGUGGUGGCUAGUCGGGCCAACCGAUACAUGCCUUCUGAUCACUCUGGCCAACGAAAUCUCCGUCAAGGACUUCUAUACCUGGAAUCCCGAUGUUGUGGGCCCGAACAAAAUGUGCGAAUACCUGCCUGCAGGGUUUGAGAUGUGUGUGGGUGUCGCUGCCUCUGCCCCAAGCAGUAAACCUACCCCUUCUCCAUCUAGCACUCGGGUUGCCAGCAGCAGUGCUCCGCCAGCGAGUACCCCAUAUGUGUCUGGAUCUACGCACUGUUCUGGCUUGGUGACUUUCAUUGUCACUUCUAGUCAUACCUCUACCCCCGCUCCGACAAUGGCCACAACCACCUCGUGUCACGGAACUGGUUCUAUCACAUCUGUCCCAGUUCCAGGCUCGAGUUCUUCUACCGUUGCGACGGGCCACUGCAGUCACUCCAGCUGCGGCUCUAUUACUUCUGUUACGGUUCCAAGUGCGAAUCACACGACAACAGUGAGCGGCCACUUCAGUCACUCCAGCUGCGGCUCUAUGAUUUCCACUCCUAUCGCCGAUCACACCGUGAUCAUCACCACCCACUGUGGACAUGAACCAGGCUCCGGUUGCAGCACUGUCACAAUCACAAGCUACCGCACUGACAGCCCGAGUUCGAGAACUGACUUUAUGCCUAUAACUACCAUCCACCCCCUCAUCCCGAUUCCGGACCACACCACUACGGUCACCUACUGUCCUCACAAAUCAUCGGGCUCGAACUGUAUCCCAGUUCCUUCCACCAGUUAUAGCCCUCGUACCGUGAUCCACGCAGUUACCACUCGAUGCUGA